Eruca vesicaria subsp. sativa (arugula) is the source of this 1389-nucleotide messenger RNA. Lineage: Eukaryota; Viridiplantae; Streptophyta; Magnoliopsida; Brassicales; Brassicaceae. The record is from the annotation of a GenBank genome assembly.
AUGUCUCGUAAACUUGGUUGGUGGAUGGUUAUGCUGAUCAUUGCUCUGUCUAAUACCAAAUACUCCCAUUGCAAGCUGGUGUGGGAGGGAUCCAUAGGGUUAAUCGAUGGUUUCACGUCGUUGACAAACACCAAGAAGCACGCCUAUGGUCAAGCCUUCGACGACGAGAUACUUACACUCAAGAAUAACUUCACAAAUGGUACCGUGCCUUCUUUCUCUGUCACCUUCUUUUUUGCUAUUGUCCCUGAGCAUAAGCACAAAGGCUCUCAUGGUAUGGCGUUUGUGAUCUCUCCCACGAGAGGAAUUCCAGGUGCGUCUGCUGAUCAGUACCUUGGAAUCUUUAACAAAGCAAACAAUGGGAACAGCUCGAAUCAUAUCAUCGCUGUGGAGCUCGAUAUACACAAAGAUGAUGAGUUUGGUGACAUUGAUGAUAACCAUGUUGGUAUCAACAUAAACAAUAUGAGAUCUAUUAAAUCUGCUCCUGCUGGUUACUUUGAUAAAGAUGGUCAAUUCAGAAACAUUUCUUUGAUCAGUGGAAAGCUACUAAGAGUCACGAUUCUGUAUAACGGGGAAAAGAAACAGCUUAACGUCACUUUAUCAUCACCUGAAGAGGCUUAUUACCCUGAGAAGCCGCUUCUUUCACUGAACCAAGAUCUGUCACCCUAUGUUUUGGAGAAUAUGUAUAUGGGCUUCUCAGCUUCUACGGGGUUGGUUGGAGCAAUGCAUUACAUGUGGACUUGGUUUGUCCUUGGCAACCAUUCUGUUCCAGACUUGGACUUUCCAAUACCAACAUUUCCUCCAUAUCCAAACCCAAACUCUCAGGUAAAGCGGACUGUUUUGGUGACCGUCUUGACAUUUGCUCUCUUUGUUGCACUUGUUGCUUCAGCUUCAAGUAUCUUCUUCUAUAAGAGACACAAAAUGGUAAAGGAGGUUUUAGAAGAAUGGGAGAUUCAGUGUGGUCCUCAUAGGUUUUCUUACAAGGAACUCUUCAAGGCCACAAAGGGUUUUAAUGACAAACAAAUCCUAGGUAGAGGAGGGUUUGGUCAGGUCUUUAAGGGCACUCUUCCAGCUAGUGAAAGACUCCGUGGAGAACAGAUCGAGCUUGUUUUGAAACUAGGAGUGUUGUGUUCGCAUCAGGUUGCAACAAUUAGGCCGGACAUGUCGGUAAUCAAGAUCUUGAACGGUGAUGUGCAGCUUCCAGAUAAUCUUCUAGAUAUUGUCAAAGCCGAGAAGAUCAGAAUGUGGUCUGAGAUUACUUACAGAGGGAGCACUUGGUGUUUUGAAUACACAAGGGUCCAUUGGUAUCUUGACUCUUACGGGACCUUUUACCUCCCAGGGACGUUGAGACGUGAUCUCCAGGUCGGUCGUGUAAUGGCUAAUGAUGUAUGA